AUGUCUCAUGUCUUCCAUUACGGGGACGCCCCGAGCAAGGUGGGAAUGAUAGAGAAGCGGCUACCAGGAUCACCACGAGACCCUGGAUCUCGAGGAGUGCAGGGACCGGUUAGAGAUCAAGGAUUCCCAGAUCCACCGGAACUCGAUACAUCGUUGAUGUGUCCUUCCAAUUAUCUUACAAACCUCAAAUCGCCAUCCGUCCUUCCUUAG
Acanthocheilonema viteae is the source of this 210-nucleotide messenger RNA. Lineage: Eukaryota; Metazoa; Nematoda; Chromadorea; Rhabditida; Onchocercidae. The record is from the annotation of a GenBank genome assembly.